GACCGUGGCGCGGGGGGGCUGUGGCUGGGGAGCAGAGGUCGUGGAGGCCUUAGGCUGAGUGAGAGUGGCUGGAAGUGGGCUGGCCCGAAUAGGCCGUAAAAGAGUGGUCGAAUAAGACGGCGACAGCUGGGACCCAAAGACUAGGAGAGACAGUCUGGACACCGUCACUCGGUCCCUCCCAUCAUCGGCUCCUUAUCCAUUCCCAGGCGGGCUCUUUGACUCCCCUUCUGCGAUGCUGGCAGACAUCUCAUGUUCUAUGCUGACCGCCCAACAUUCGAUCGAACGCAAUGGAAUCCCCCUUAACCCAACAAAGUAGACCCGAAACCUUCAAGCCUAAAAUCGUGCAACUAUACGAGAACCUAUUCCAAACCACCGACUAUGCAGAGCCAUCCGAGGGGUUUUGGAGGGAAUUCUUCUUGCUGCCUCCUGAUCGUACCCGGCUUAAUGCGGUCCUAGACCAGCUCAGUCCGGAUGAGACCCUCAACUUGCAGAUUCAAACCCAGCAGCUCUUUGCUCGUGCAAUCCGCGAGGCUUCGUCUGCAUCCAGUCCUGCGGCUUCAUAUGCACUGGAGACCUUGACGGUCUUCUUAGCAUGCGUCUUGAAAAAGAAGUACACCAAUCCCAGCUCGGAUGUCAUCACCGUUCUUGCUGGUCUCGACGACGUGGACCAUGUUAUCUCGAACUUUGUCGCCGUCCUCGAUGGCAUCAUCCGGAACAGCAGCAGCUAUGAUCUCCGGCUCAAAGCUAUCAGGACCGCCAUCGCAAUGACAGGCGGCGCAUACAAGACGAGCCUGGUCUCCUAUUUCACGCACCGGGACCUGUUUCCUUCUCUCAUGAAGUUUAUUCAAGAAACCGAUACUCCGAUGCAAGUGUUUGAGCCGUUCGCUCUUCUGGGUUUGCUGGCAAACUACAACAAGUUCGAAUUCCAGAAUCCUUACCAACUGCGGCUCGACGAUUUUGUCAACGAGUCCAGCAUUCAAAAAAUCGCCAAGGGGGUCGGUCUUACCUGUGGCGCCCUGAGAAACGGCUAUGUCGCAGUGCAAGAUGACUCCCCAGAGGGCUGGACACUGAUCGGGACCCUGAUGUAUUUCGGACUCGGCGUACUUUCCCCAGGGAAGAAAGAGAAGGCCACCGCACCCACUAUCGAAGAGGCCAAAGAUCUCUUUGCCGCGCUUCCGGCACAGCAAGCAUCUAUCCUCCUCGCCACCUACGACUUCAUCAACGCCAACAAGCUCUUCGGCUACCAUCUCAUCAGCGCCGCCCCCGAAAAGGACAACGAAGAGACCCCAUUUGCCUCCUUCCUCUCCCUGACCUCCUACCUCCUGCAACACGCCUACCGCUCCCCCCGCGUCGCCCACUACGCUGAGCUAAAUCUCCUCACCCUGCGCAUCCUCUCCGAAGACAGCACACUAUGCAAGCAAAUCUGCAGCGAAGAAAGCAAGCGCAAAGUGCGACUCUGCCGCCAGCGCCAGCCCUACCUCCCCUUCGUCCCCGGCGACCGGGUCCUCGCAACCACCAUCUUCGACAUCCUCAUCGACACCCUCACCCACAACCUCCGCCGUCGUCUCGACGUCACCCUCUACAGCCACUGCAUCGCCAUCCUCCUCCGCCUCCUCACCUACCUCUCCAUGAACAAAAUCCGCCUCCCCUACCACUGGUCCGAACUCUGGCGCACCCUCCUCUCCCUCAUGCGCUUCCUAACCACCUAUGCCCCGGACCUCACCACAAACCCCCACACCACCACUCUCACCACAACCCUCAUCAACCUCAUCGCCUUCUGCGUCUCCUCAGGCGACACCUUUCUCCCUGAUCCCCUCUCCUACGACGACCUCUUCUACAAGCUCGUCGAAACCGGCCCUAUCAUCACCCGAUUCCGCGACGUCUACAACUUCAAGACCUCUACCUCCGCAGACCCAUCCAGCAAGGACGUCCACGUUGCCGCAAUCGAUACCCUGAUUUCCGUCUCCACCCACUUCUACACGCUACUUUUCGUCCCGGAUCAGAAUCCAGAUGCCGGCGGCGAGGCGGCGCCCGUGCCGGCGAAUCUCAAGAAGCAUUUGAGUCCGCGAGAGGUUCAUCGCAUUAUUAAGCAGGGGUACGAGACGCUCAGUAUUCAGCCACCUGAGGGACUGAGUGCUUGGACGAGGUAUCGUGAAGCGGAUUGGAAGACCGAGUUGAAGCGGGCGGCUAGGUGUGCCGUUGACGAUGCGAGGGGGUUGGUUGUGUGAGUCUGUUCAGUUGGGUUGUUGUGCUGUUGUUGUUUGGCUUUGUAGCUUUGUUUGUGUUGCUCGGUACAGUGUUGUAGAUGUGCUGGUGGUUAGUUCGUAGUACUUCUUUUUUUGCUAGUUGUGCUCAAUUAUACCUCUGGUGGGUUGUUUUGUAUGGUCAUCUUCUCUUUGUAUCUGCUGCUUGGACAGAAUGAGCUGAGCUGAUCACGGGGACCGAAAGAAACAAAGAAUAAGGGAGAGGAUGGUUUCGCCAUCUGAUUCCAAUUCU
This is a messenger RNA of Aspergillus sclerotioniger CBS 115572, 2496 nucleotides long. RefSeq names its product ARMH3 family protein. The coding region runs from base 288 to 2228 and encodes 646 amino acids. The record is from RefSeq and is a predicted model, not a curated record. NCBI's taxonomy places the organism in Eukaryota, Fungi, Ascomycota, Eurotiomycetes, Eurotiales, Aspergillaceae. The transcript has 7 exons. Gene Ontology annotation, cellular component: cytosol. Gene Ontology annotation, biological process: regulation of Golgi organization.